CAUAUUUGGCGAGCAUGCACACCCUGGCACAACCAUGCAAGAAACCACCAAAAACUUCGUGUUUCUACACAAAUUUCCCUUUCAUCUUUCGACUAUUAUCUGGAUUGGAUAUGAAUCCAAUUAUAAGGUGUUUACGGUCAUGUUUCUAGAAGGAUUGGCAGAAAACCACCAUAAACUGUAUGAUAGAGCUGGCUCAUGUUCUGUAUUCUCCACAUUCCUUGUAAGAAGCCUCACAUUUUCCCCCUGAAAGACAGAAAUAUCGGGACUUUGUGGGCAGAAAAAUAGUAUAAAUACACAGCUACUUCCCUUGGUUUUUCAUUAACAAAUUAAGGACACGUAGUAAAUCUCUCGAGUUAAUUAUGGCUACCAGCAACGUUGUUUGUGCUUUAGUUCUUUCCUCUCUGUUCCAUUUUCUUCUUGUUCCUGUAUCAAGUACUCGUGGAGUCAAUGUUCUUAAAAAAUGUGGGUUUAAAGCAAUUUAUCAGCUUGGGGAUUCUAUAGCUGACACUGGCAAUUUGAUUCGCGAAAAUCCUCUUUCUCCAUAUGCUUCAUUUCCUUAUGGUUUGAAACUCUCGAAGCCAACAGGCAGAUGCUCCAAUGGGUUGUUGAUGAUUGAUUACAUUGCACGCUCGGCUAAACUUCCCUGUCCUGGUGCCUACUUGAAUUCGGCAAGAAAAUUUUCCGGUGGCCGCGGUGGAGUGAAUUUUGCAGUUGCUGGUUCAACUGCCUUGCCUGCAGAAGUUUUAUCGUCGAAGAAUAUAAUGAACAUUGUGACAAAUGAAUCUCUUAGCACGCAACUUGAGUGGAUGUUCUCCUAUUUUAACACAACAUGUUCUAAAGAUUGUGCUAAAGAAAUUAAAUCAUCUCUCUUCAUGGUUGGGGAGAUUGGAGGCAAUGACUAUAACUAUGCUUUCAUGUUUAACAAGACCACUGAAGAAAUAAGUGCCUUGGUUCCCGAAGUUGUCAGAGCUAUAAAGGAUGCUGUUGCGAAAGCCAUUGGUCGCGGUGCUAGACGAGUGGUUGUCCCCGGAAACUUCCCGAUAGGUUGCUUCCCGGUUUAUCUUAGCCAAUUCCAGCCCAAUGAUGCUGCUGCUUAUGAUGAGUUCCACUGCCUCAAGGGGUUAAACUCUUUGGCAAGUUAUCACAAUGAGCUUCUCAAGCAAACCGUUGAAGGAUUGAAAACAAAUUAUCCUGAUGUGAUCAUAGUUUACGGUGACUAUUACAAAGCAUUCAUGUCGAUCUAUCAGAACGCUCAGUCUCUUGGUGAGUUUCUUUUCAAGAUCCUUGUAAAUGGUAGAGAAACUAUACGGGGCCCAGCACAAAAUUAAUGCUUACAUCAUCGUCUCCUUCUUUUUCUAAAUAGGUUUUGAUACGAAGUCGAUGCAAAAAGCGUGCUGCGGGACUGGUGGUGAUCAUAAUUUUAGCCUGAUGAGAAUGUGUGGAGCUCCUGACGUUCCGGUUUGUCCAAAGCCUGAUCAAUACAUCAGCUGGGAUGGAGUUCAUUUGACACAAAAGGCUUAUCAACACAUGGCUGAAUGGCUUAUCAACGAUAUCUUUCCAAAGCUUCAAUGCAGUGCUUGAUGUGAAAGUUCUGUUCUCACCAAGACAUGGACUUGAUAGCAUGAAGCUCUUAAUUUUGUCUACAAUUAAGCUUGUAAAAAUAUUGUUGUCUUUGAAUUCAAAAGGGACCUCACAAGGUUGUUUGUAACUCUAAUUAUUCAUUUUUCAAAUCACCAGCUCUUGAUGCUUGUAUUCAAACCCACCACAGAGAAGGAUCGUGAAGAACUAAAAAACAUCCAGACCACAUCAUAUGAUAUAUUAAGCAUUUCAUAUGUUAAAAUUUGGAACCAAGAGGUCCAGCUUCCUCAAAAUCUUGAAACUCUGGAAGUAAGGAGUUGUGACAGUUUGAUCAAUUUAGC
Populus trichocarpa (black cottonwood) is the source of this 1919-nucleotide messenger RNA. RefSeq names its product acetylajmalan esterase. The transcript is spliced from 4 exons. NCBI's taxonomy places the organism in Eukaryota, Viridiplantae, Streptophyta, Magnoliopsida, Malpighiales, Salicaceae. Gene Ontology annotation, molecular function: hydrolase activity, acting on ester bonds. The record is from RefSeq and is a predicted model, not a curated record. The coding region runs from base 360 to 1328 and encodes 322 amino acids.